Molecule: messenger RNA, 15340 nt
Organism: Gadus morhua (Atlantic cod)
Lineage: Eukaryota; Metazoa; Chordata; Actinopteri; Gadiformes; Gadidae
Gene: herc2
Product: HECT and RLD domain containing E3 ubiquitin protein ligase 2
Exons: 91
Coding region: 149-14632 (4827 amino acids)
Biological process (GO): protein ubiquitination
Cellular component (GO): membrane; cytoplasm
Molecular function (GO): protein binding; ubiquitin protein ligase activity; zinc ion binding
Source: RefSeq, a predicted model, not a curated record
CAUGCCUCGUGCUUCGGCCCUAGAGCUGUCAAUCAAGUUCAACAUGAACGACUUUCUUAAUGCACCAAAGCAGCCGAAGGAACGAGAGUAACAUAAGGGAAACAUUUCAAGGUUGGCUGCGCGUGCAGCCAGGGGCGGACGUGACAAGAUGCCUACUCCAUCGUUCACCCUCGACGCUCAGCUGAGAUUUCAUGACAAAUGGCUGAAGAUCGACCUCCAGAGGGCCUUCUCUCCAGAGGGCCUGAGCGAGAUGUGGAAUGAGAUGGUGAAAGAUGAGGAGAUCACCUUCACAGGAGAGGAGUCUGCACACACCGAAGACUGCACAGACUGCUUUGGGGCACAGAAGAAGGAUGACUCCAACGAUAAAGAGAAGAAAGAGGAGGAGGAGGCAUCGACAACCGUGCAUCACUCCAUCAUUGAAACGUGGGACUGGGGUAGACAGCCGGACGAGAAGGAGCUGAAGGACUGUCUGAUGGUGCUGGUGGACGACCAGCAGAAGCUGUCGGUGCAGAUGGCCAAGAGCACGCUGUCGGCCCAGCGUCUUCGGCAGCGGCUUGUCAUCCUGGAGCGCUACCUCAUCUCCCUCAGCCACAGCAUGAUGGAGGAGAAGUACAAGGCCCGCUGGAAGACCCCGCCCACGCCCCCUCCGCCCACAACAGACAACAAGACCCCUCGUCCCCCGGCCAGCAAAGGUGUGGAGGGCCUGGCCAGAGUGGGUUCCAGAGCAGCCCUCUCCUUCGCCUUCGCUUUCCUCCGCAGAGCCUGGAGAUCAGGGGACGAUGCAGACCUGUGCAGCGAGCUGCUCCAGGAGUCUCUGGACGCGCUGCGGGCCCUGCCCGAGGCCACACUGUUCGACGAGGGCACCGUCUCCUCCGUGUGGCUGGAGGUGGUCGAACGGGCCGCCAAGUUCCUCAGUGAUGUCCAUGGAAGUGCCAGUGCCAAAGGCAACAUUCCCCUGCAGGACCAGCACCUUGCUCUGGCUAUACUCCUGGAGCUGGCUGUGCAGAGGGGGACCCUGAGCCAGCUGCUGUCGGCGGUGCUGCUGCUGCUGCGUCUGUGGGGCAACGGCACGCGGGAGAUGGACAACGAGCGCUCCACGCAGGGCACCAGCGCCCCACUGCUGCCCCUCCUCCAGCGCUUCCAGAGCAUUCACAACAACAAGGAGGAGCCCAUACCCGACGACCAGCCAGAGAUCCUGACGGCGCCGCUGAGCCCCAACGAGUGCUUCCUGCGCUACCUGACGCUGCCCCAGGACAACGAGCUGGCCAUCGACCUACGGCAGACCGCCGUGGUCAUCAUGGCCCACCUGGACCGCCUGGCCGCGCCCUGCAGCCCCCCCCACUGCAGCUCACCCACCUCGCACAAGGGAACCCUGCAGGAGGUGAUCGCCUGGGGCCUGCUGGGCUGGAAGCUGUACGCCAACGUGAACGGACCCAUCCAGUGCAAGGCGCUGUCCAGUGUGGGCGUGGCCCAGGUCGUGUGCUCGGAGAAGGGCUUCCUCAUCCUGUCCAGCAGCGGCGCCGUCUACACCCAGAACUACAAGAGCACCACUCUGGCCCCAAUGCUGGUGCACACGCUGAGCUCCAGGAAGAUGAUGAAGCUGGCUGCCCAUCCAGACGGCCAGCACUACCUGGCCCUGUCGUCCAACGGAGAGGUCUUCUCUUGGGGCUGUGGGGACGGAGGACGCCUGGGACAUGGAGACACCACGUACCUGGAGGAGCCGGCCAUGAUCGCGACGUUCAACGGGAAGCAGGCGGGGAAGCAGGUGGUGCAGAUCGCCUGCGGGAGCACCUACAGCGCCGCCGUCACGGCCGACGGCGAGCUCUUCACCUGGGGCCGCGGGAACUACGGCCGCCUGGGCCACGGCUCCAGUGAGGACCAGACCACCCCCAUGCUGGUGACGGCUCUGAAGGGGCUGAAGGUUCUGGACGUGGCGUGUGGAAGUGGCGAUGCCCAAACGCUGGCGGUGACGGAGAACGGCCAGGUGUGGUCAUGGGGGGACGGGGACUACGGUAAGCUGGGUCGCGGAGGCAGCGAUGGCUGCAAGACCCCUAAGCUGGUGGAGAAGCUGCAGGACCUGGACAUCGAGAAGGUGUGCUGCGGCAGCCAGUUCUCCGUGGCGCUCACCAAGGAGGGCCAGGUGUACACCUGGGGGAAGGGAGACAACCAGCGCCUGGGCCACGGCACAGACGAACACGUCCGCUACCCCAAGCUACUGGACAGUUUACAUGGGAAGAAGGUGGUGGACGUGGCGGUGGGCUCCACGCACUGCCUGGCCCUGACGGACGACGGGGAGGUCCACAGCUGGGGGAGCAACGACAAGAUGCAGCACUUUGACACCCUGUUCUCCAACAAGAAGCAGCCCAAGGCUCUGCCCGGCCUCAACUCCAAGCACAUCGUCGGCAUCUCCUGUGGACCCGGACAGAGCUUCGCGUGGUCGUCGUGCUCCGAGUGGUCGGUGGGCCAGCGCGUGCCCUUCGUGGUGGACGUGUGCCCCAUGACCUUUGAGCAGCUGGACCUGCUCCUGCGGCAGGUCAGCGAGGGCAUGGACGGCAGCUCCGAUUGGCCGCCGCCCCAGGAGAAGGAGUGCAUGGUGGUGGCCGCCCUCAACCUCCUGCGCCUACAGCUCCACGCGGCCAUCAGUAACCAGGUGGACCCCGAGGAGCUGGGCCUGGGGCUGGGCAGCGGGCUGCUGAACAACCUCAAGCAGACGGUGGUGAUGCUGGCCAGCAACGCGGGGGUGCUGAACACGGUGCAGGCCGCCGCCCAGGCCGUCCUCCAGAGCGGCUGGUCCGUCCUGCUCCCCACCGCCGAGGAGAGGGCUCGGGCGCUGUCCUCCCUGCUGCCCAAUGCUGCGUCUGGGAACGAGGCGAGCGUGAGCCCCGGCCGGCGCUUCAUGAUCGACCUGCUGGUCAGCAGCCUGAUGGCUGACGGGGGUCUGGAGUCUGCCCUGAACGCCGCCAUCACCGCGGAGAUACAGGACAUCGAGGCCAAGAAGGAGGCCCAGAAGGAGAAGGAGAUCGACGAGCAGGAGGCCAACGCCUCCUCCAUGCAGCGCUGUCGCGCCCUGCUGGACAAAGACCUCAUCAACACGGGCAUCUACGAGUCGGCCGGCAAGCAGAGUCUGCCGCUCGUGCAGCUGGUCCAGCAGCUCCUCAGGAACAUGGCGUCCCAGACCAUCUCCAGGCUGAAGGACGUGGCCCGCCGUAUCUCCACCUGCCAGGAGGCGGAGCAGGUGAGCAAGGAGCGCUCGGCCUCGCUGGACCUGCUGCUGCGCUUCCAGAGGCUGCUGGUCAGCAAGCUGUACCUGGGGGUGAACGGCACCGAGACCCUCAACGGAUACAACCCGGAACUGCUGGGCGUGGGCUCCCUGCUGAAGAAGUACAUCUCCCUGCUGUGCACUCACAUGGGCGACAUCCUGCCCGUCGCCACCAGCAUCGCCUCCACCGGACACAGACACUUUGCUGAGGUGUCCCGGGUCAUCGAAGGAGAUCUGACCGGGGUCCUGCUCCCUGAGCUGGUGGUCUCCGUGGUGCUCCUCCUCACCAUGGACGCGGGGCUGCUGCAGGAGACAGGCUCCAUCCCCCUGCUGGCGGGGUUGUUGGAGCCCCUGGACCGCUACAACCAUCUGGCCCCCGGGCACGAAAGGGACGACCACGAGGACCUGGCCUGGCCCGGCAUCAUGGGCUCGUUCUUUACAGGUCAGAGCUCCAAGAACAACGAGGAGGUGUCCCUCAUCCGCAAGGCCGACCUGGAGAACCACAACAAAGACGGCGGCUUCUGGACGGUCAUCGACGGCAAAGUGUACGACAUCAAGGACUUCCAGGCACAGUCUCAGUCGCUGGCCGGGAACAGCAUUCUGGCCCAGUUUGCCACGGAGGAUCCUGUGGUUGCAUUGGACGCGGCGCUGCAGUUUGAGGACACUAGGGAGUCCAUGCAGGCCUUCUGCGUGGGCCAGUACAUGGAGCCCAACCAGGAGACGGUGACCACGCCGGACCUCAGCAGCCUGUCGUCCCCCCUCAUCGACACGGAGAGGAACCUGGGCCUCCUGCUCGGCCUCCACGCCUCCUUCCUGGCCAUGAGCACCCCCCUCUCCACCAUAGAGAUAGAGUGUGCCAAGUGGCUGCAGUCGUCCAUCUUCUCGGGGGGUCUGCAGACCAGCCAGAUCCACUACAACUACAACGAGGAGAAGGACGAGGACCACUGCACCUCCCCCGGGACCCCCUCCCCCGACAAGGCCAAGCUGUACUCCCGCAAGCUGACCCUCAGCGACCACGCCCAGCCCUUCCUCCAGGCCAUCGCCGACAACAACACCCCCGACCACACCGUCAAGGACUUCUUGUGCCAAAUCGAGCGGUGCUGUAAGCAGUACCACCUGAUCACUCCCAUCACCUUCCCCCUCGAGCACCCCGUGGAGGAGGUGGGCCGGCUGCUGCUCUGCUGCCUGCUCAAGCACCAGGACCUCGGCCACGUUGCUCUCUCAUUGGUCCACCAGUGUGCCUUGGGCGUGGACCAGACCAAGCAGCGUUCCAUCCCUAAAUGUGUGAUCGACGUGUGCCGCAUGGUGUACCAGGCCAAGUGCUCCCUCAUCAAGACCCACCAGGAGCAGGGGCGCUCCUACAAGGAGGUGUGCGCGCCGGUGAUCGAGCGCCUCCGCUUCCUGUUCAACGAGCUGCGGCCUGCGGCGAGCAACGACCUGUCCAUCGUGUCCAAGCUGAAGCUGCUCAGCUCCCAGCCGCGCUGGAAGAAGAUCACCCAGAAGCUCAUUCGGGACCGCCGGAAAAAGAAAGUGCCUAAGAAGUCAGAGUCGCCAGACGUAGAGCAGCCAAAGAUAGAGAAUGAAGGGACCAAUGAGGAGGAACUUAACGUCACUGUUACUCCCGCCCCCGCUGACAGGAAGACGUCUACUAGCAAACCAAAGGACAAGUGGCAGCCCAUGCUGAGCUCCGUGUCUGGGGGCCAGAAGUACCGCUGGCUGAAGCACGGGCCGCCCCACGGCCUCUACUCCCAGUCCAGCCUCAUGGCCACGCUGGUGGAGUUUGCCCUCAAAGAGGAGCCCCUUGAUGUGGAGAAGAUGAGGAAGUGUCUGCUCAAACAGCUGGAGCGGGCGGAGGUCCGGCUGGAGGGCAUCGACACCAUGCUUAGGCUGGCUUCCAAGAGCUUCCUGCUGCCCUCGGUGCAGUACGCCAUGCUGUGUGGCUGGCAGCGCGUCAUCCCCGAGGGCACCAACAUCGGAGAGCCGCUGUCCGACUGCCUGAAGGACGUGGACCUGAUCCCGCCCUUCAACCGCAUGCUGCUGGAGGUGACCUUCGGGAAGCUGUACUCCUGGGCCAUCCACAACGUCCGCAACAUCCUGCUGGAGGCCGGGGCCCGCUUCAAGGAGCUGGGCGUCCAGCCGGUUCCCCUCCAGACCAUCACCAAUGAGAACCCGGCCGGGCCCAGCCUGGGCACGGUCCCCCAGGCCCGGUUCCUCCUGGCCAUGGUCCACAUGCUGACCCUGAAGCACGGGGCCAACAGCCUCAGCCUGCUGCUCAACUCUGGCACCCUGGCCCUGACCCAGAGCAUCCUCAGACUCAUUGGUCCCAGCACGGACAGCAACGAGGAGGACCUGAGUCUGUGUGCCCACGGGGGCUCAGCCACCGUGCUGGAGGAGUGCAGGAAGGAGGCCACGCCCGCUCCCCUGCCCGCCGCCGGACCAGAGCUGGGCGCCCUCAUGAAGAUCGGCACCCGGGUCAUGAGGGGCCUGGACUGGAAGUGGGGAGACCAGGACGGGCCGGCCCCCGGCCUGGGCCGGGUCAUCGGGGAGCUGGGGGAGGACGGCUGGAUCCGGGUGCAGUGGGACACCAGCAGCACCAACUCCUACCGCAUGGGCAAGGAGGGCAAGUACGACCUGAAGCUGGCCGAGCCGGCGCCCGCCUCCCAGCCCACCACGGAGGACUCGGACACGGAGGACGACACGGAGGGGGAGCCUAUGGAGCGGAGCAGCCACCCCACAGCCAUGAUGCUGACCAGCACGGUGAACCUCCUGAAGACCCUGUCCCUGUCGGCCGGGAUCUACGCCGACGUGCUGCAGACCGACGCCAUCCGCACCCUCUGUGGCCUGCUGCGCAUGCUGGUGGCCAGCGGGGCCAAUGACAAGUCAGGCCUCCACGCCCACCGCCUGGUGUCCCUGGAGCAGCACCGCAGCUGGAGCACCCUGGGCUUCAUCCGCAGCAUCGCCCUGCUGCCCCAGAUGUGCAGCACGCUCAGCACCUCGGCCUGGAUCGGCCUGCUCAUCCGCAUCGUGGAGGGCCACCAGUCCUUCAACGCCAUCACGCUGCAGAGACAGAUCUUGGCGCUGCGUCUGCUGCAGGCGGUGCUGCCCUCCUGGGACCGUCUGGAGCGCUCCCAGGACAUGAAGUUCCUGGUGGAGAAGCUGUUUGACUUCCUGGGCAGCCUGCUCAGCACCUGCUCCUCUGACCUGCCCCUGCUGCGAGACGGUUCGAUGCGCAGGAAGAAGUCCCGCCCCCAGGCCUCUCUGACAGCCACUCACAGCAGCACGCUGGCGGAGGAGAUCGUGGCCGUUCUGCGCACGCUGCACUCUCUGGGCCAAUGGAGUGGCCUGAUCAACGAAUACAUUAACGCCCAGCUCAGCUCCAUCGGAGACGUCAUGGCAGGACGCCACUCGGAAGCGUCCUUCCUGGAGGAGUACUUCCCCGACUCGGAGGGUCCGCGGGUGGGCAGUCUGAUGGCCGUGCUGGCGGUGAUCGGCGGCAUCGACGGGCGCCUGCGGCUGGGCGGCCAGGUGGUGCACGAGGAGUACGGCGAGGGCACGGUCACCCGCAUCACGCCCAAGGGACGCAUCACGGUCCAGUUCCACGACAUGCGCACGUGCCGGGUGUGCCUGCUGAGCCAGCUCCGACCGCUGCCGGUGAUAUCGUUCAGUGUGCACAACCUGCCCUUCACAGAGCCCAUGCUGGCCGUGUGGGCCCAGCUGGUCAGCCUGGCCGGCAGCCGCAUGGAGAAACACCGGCUCAAGAAGUCCCUAAGUCGUGGACUCACAGCAGACCAGGUGGACCUCCACCUGCUGCGCUGCCAGCAGCUGAGGCUGUACAUCCUGAAGGCCUCGCGGGCGCUGCUCUGCCACCAGGACAAGCUCCGCCUCAUCCUGGCCCAGCCCGCCGUGCUGGACCCUGGACCCACCCCCAACGAGGAGACGGUGGCGACCUCCCCAGACGUGGGGGACCUGUCCCCAGAGGGACCCCUGCCACCCCUACUCCUGCUCCAGCAGCUGCUGUCGGCCGCCACCCAGCCCUCGCCCAUCAAGGCCAUCUUCGACAGGCCAGAGCUAGAGGCUGCAGCGCUGGCUGUGUGCCAGUACCUGGCGGUGGAGUCCACCCACCCGUCCUCCCCUCUGUUCGAGGAGAGCAGCUCCAGCGAGGCCUCCACGCCGGUCACGGUGCAGCAGGUGCGCCCCCCCCGGCUGAAGAAGCAGAAGGCCUCCCCGGUGCCCCCGCUGCCCAUCGUCCUGCAGCUCAUGGACAUGGGCUUCCAGAGGAAGCACGUGGAGGUGGCGCUGAAGACCCUGUCCGGCACCACCGCCUCGGGAGUCCCCGGUGUGGAGGCGUUGGUGGGCUGGCUGUUGGACCACCCUGAUGUCCACGGCAAUGAGCUGUCGGACGCGGACACCGCGUCGGACGAGUUCUCGGAUGAGGAGGUGUUGGAGGAGCUCGAGGAGGCGGAGCCUGCCUUCGCUGUGCCUUCGGGAGCCGUGGUGACAGAGAGCCAGGCGUUCAAGAAGAGGUCGGACUUCCAGAGUAACGACGACUACGCCGUGUAUGUGAGGGAAAACAUUCAGGUGGGCAUGAUGGUGAAGUGCUGCAGAACGUAUGAGGAGGUGUACGAAGGAGACGUGGGCAAGGUGAUCAAGCUGGACAGAGACGGGCUCCAUGACCUCAACGUGCAGUGUGACUGGCAGCAGAAGGGCGGGACUUACUGGGUCCGCUACAUCCACACAGAGCUUGUUGGUUUCCCGCCACAGAGCUCUCCGUCUCAUAUAAAGAUCGGUGACAAGGUGAGGGUAAAGCCCACUGUCACCACGCCAAAGUACAAGUGGGGCUCCGUGGUCCACCGGAGCGUCGGGGUGGUGAAAGCUUUCAGUGCCAAUGGGAAGGACGUGAUUGUGGACUUCCCCCAGCAGUCCCACUGGACCGGGCUGCUGUCCGAGAUGGAGCUGGUGCCCAGUGUUCACCCUGGAGUCAGGUGCGACGGCUGCCAGAUGUUCCCAAUCAACGGCCCGCGCUUCAAGUGCAGGAACUGUGAUGACUUCGACUACUGUGACAGCUGCUUCAAGACCAGCAAGCACAACACCCGGCACUCGUUCGGUCGCAUCAACGAGCCAGGCCAGUCUCCAGCGUUCUGCGGGCGCUCAGGGAAGCAGCAGAAGAAGGCCCACAGCAGCCAGAGGGAGCUGCUGAUAGACGAGUGGUCGAGGGCCGUGAAGAGCCUCAGUGUUUCCUCAUCCGCCAACCAGGCUUCGCGUCUCAUCGACAGUAGCGACCAGUGCUGGCAGUCCUCAGGCUCCCAGGGCAAGCAUUGGAUUCGGCUGGAGCUGUUCCCAGAUGUCCUGGUCCACCGGCUGAAGCUGGUGGUGGACCCGGCAGACAGCAGCUACAUGCCCUCCCUGGUGGUUGUUUCAGGGGGCAGCUCUCUGAACAACCUGAUUGAGUUGAAGACGAUCACCAUCAACCCCACAGACACCGCUGUGCCUUUGCUCACCGACUGCACUGAGUACCACCGCUACAUAGAGAUUGCCAUCAAGCAGUGCCGUAGCUCCGGCAUCGACUGCAAGGUCCACGGCCUGAGCAUCGUGGGCCGGAUCCGGGCGGAGGAUGAAGACCUAGCCACCGUGCCCUUCCUCGCCUCCGACAACGAGGAAGAGGACGAAGAAAAGGCUGCUGUUGGGAGCCUGGCUCGCAAGAAGUCUUCAGGGAUGGAGUCGGCUGCCACCAUCAGGACCAAAGUGUUCGUCUGGGGUCUGAAUGACAAGGACCAGCUGGGCGGUCUCAAAGGAUCCAAGAUCAAGGUGCCUUCGUUCUCCGAGACUUUAUCUGGCCUCAACGUGGUGCAGGUGGCGGGAGGUUCCAAGAGUCUGUUUGCCGUGACGGUGGAGGGCAAGGUGCACGCCUGCGGCGAGGCCACCAACGGCAGGCUGGGCCUGGGCCUGUCCAGCGGCACGGUGCCCAUCCCGCGGCAGAUCGCCGCCCUCAGCAACUACGUGGUGAAGAAGGUGGCGGUGCACUCGGGCGGCCGCCACGCCAUGGCCCUGACCGUGGACGGCAAGGUCUUCUCCUGGGGCGAGGGCGACGACGGCAAGCUGGGGCACUUCAGCAGGAUGAACUGUGACAAGCCGCGGCUGAUCGAGGCCUUGAAGACCAAGCGGAUCCGGGACAUCGCCUGCGGCAGCUCCCACAGCUCGGCCAUCACCUCCAGCGGGGAGCUGUACAGCUGGGGCCUGGGGGAGUACGGGAGGCUAGGCCACGGGGACAACACCACCCAGCUCAGACCCAAACUGGUCAAAGUUCUCCUUGGACACCGGGUGGUCCAGGUGGCGUGUGGGAGUCGAGAUGCCCAGACCCUGGCCCUCACUGAUGAAGGCUUGGUGUUCUCCUGGGGCGACGGGGACUUUGGGAAGCUGGGCCGCGGCGGCAGCGAGGGCUGCAACAUCCCCCAGAACAUCGAGCGGCUCAACGGACAGGGCGUGUGCCAGAUCGAGUGCGGAGCUCAGUUCUCCCUCGCACUCACCAAGUCCGGAGUCGUCUGGACCUGGGGGAAGGGAGACUACUUCCGGCUGGGUCACGGGACUGACGUGCACGUGCGUAAGCCCCAGAUGGUGGAGGGCCUGAGGGGGAAGAAGAUUGUGCACGUGGCGGUUGGGGCGCUGCACUGUCUGGCUGUCACCGAGACGGGACAGGUGUAUGCGUGGGGCGACAACGACCACGGGCAGCAGGGCAACGGGACCACCACGGUCAACCGGAAGCCCACCCUGGUGCAGGGACUGGAGGGCCAGAAGAUCACCCGCGUGGCCUGUGGCUCCUCCCACAGCGUGGCCUGGACCACCGUGGACGUGACCACGCCGUCCGUCCACGAGCCCGUCCUCUUCCAGACCGCCAGGGACUCUCUGGGAGCCUCCUACCUGGGGGUCCCGUUGGACAGCGACUCCUCCGCCGUCAAUAACAAGAUGAGCGGGCAGAGCAGCGCCAAGGCCAACCGGCCGUCGCUGGCUAAGAUCCUGCUGUCUCUGGACGGUAACCUGGCCAAGCAGCAGGCCCUGUCCCACGUCCUCUCCGCCCUGCAGAUCAUGUAUGCCAGGGACGCUGUGGUGGGCGCCCUGAUGCCCGCCUGCAUGAUGCUCCCCAUGGAGUGUCCCUCCAGCUCCCCCGUGCCCCCCUCCGACACCUCCUCCUCGUCGGGCAUGAGCGACGACGAAGGCUCCCCGGUCCCCCCGGAGAGCGAGGAGCGGCUGAGCCCCAGCCCCUGGCAGGAGCGGAGGGGAGAGGGUGCGUCCUCGGAGGACGCGGUGACCCCGUCGUCGGCGGUCACGCCCUCGGCCUCGGGCGCCUCGUCGCGACCCUUCAUCCCCGUCACCGACGACCCCGGCGCCGCCAGCAUCAUCGCCGAGACCAUGACCAAGACCAAAGAGGACUCUGAGAACCAGAGCAAGGUGGUGGGUCCCGAGCCGCAGUACCUGGACGAGUUCACCGCCCUUCUGGUCCCCGACGACACCCGGGUCAUGGUGGACGUGCUGAAGCUCGCCGUGUCCCACCGCUCCGGGGACAAGGGGCGGGACGUGCUCUCGGCCGUGCUCUCCGGCAUGGGUACCGCCUACCCACAGGUGGCGGACAUGCUGCUAGAGCUGUGUGUGACGGAGCUGGAGGACGUGGCCACCGACUCCCAGAGCGGACGCCUCUCCUCCCAGCCCGUGGUGGUGGAGAGCAGCCACCCGUACACCGACGACACCUCCACCAGCGGCACUGUUAAGAUCCCAGGAGCGGAGGGCCUGAGGGUGGAGUUCGACCGGCAGUGCUCCACGGAGAGGCGCCACGACCCUCUGACCAUCAUGGACGGAGCCAACAGGAUUGUGUCCGUGCGCUCAGGCAGGGAGUGGUGUGAUUGGUCCAGUGAGCUGAGGAUCCCAGGAGACGAACUCAAGUGGAAGUUCACCAGCGACGGCUCGGUCAACGGCUGGGGCUGGCGCUACACCGUCUAUCCCAUAAUGCCCGCCGCCGGACCCAAGGACCUGCUGUCGGACCGCUGCAUCCUCUCCUGCCCCUCCAUGGACCUGGUCACCUGCCUGCUGGACUUCAGGUUCAACUUUGCCUCCAACCGCAGCAUCGUGCCCCGGCUGGCCGCCUCCCUGGCCGCCUGCGCCCAGCUCAGUGCCCUGGCGGCGAGCCACAGGAUGUGGGCUCUGCAGCGUCUGAGGAAGCUGCUGACCACCGAGUACGGCCAGUCCAUCAACAUCAACCGCCUGCUGGGCGAAGGAGAGGGGGAGGCUCGCACCAUGAGUUUUACGGGCAGUGCGCUGGCCGCCCUGGUCAAGGGUCUCCCCGAGGCACUCCAGAGGCAGUACGAGUACGAGGACCCCAUUGUCAGGGGCGGGAAGCAGCUGCUGCACAGCCCCUUCUUCAAGGUGCUGGCGGCCCUGGCCUGUGACCUGGCGCUAGACACCCUGCCGUGCUGCGCCGAGACCCAUAAGUGGGCGUGGUUCCGCCGCUACUGCACCGCCUCCCGGGUGGCCGUCGCCCUGGACAAACGGUCCGGCCUGCCCAGACCCUUCCUGGACGAGGUGACCAAGAAGAUCUGCGAGCUGAUGGCGGACCACGAGACCAUGAGCGGCCUGCACGAGAAGCACGACACCUUCCGCCGGGAGCAGGACGAGCAGCUGGUCCAGUGGAUGAACCGCCGGCCCGACGACUGGACCCUGUCGGCCGGGGGCAGCGGCACCAUCUACGGCUGGGGCCACAACCACCGGGGUCAGCUGGGCGGCAUCGAGGGGGCAAAGGUCAAGGUGCCCACCCCCACCGAGGCGCUGGCCACGCUGCGGCCCGUCCAGCUCAUCGGCGGCGAGCAGACGCUGUUCGCCGUCACGGCCGACGGGAAGCUGUACGCCACGGGCUACGGGGCGGGGGGCCGGCUGGGCAUCGGGGGCACGGAGUCUGUGUCCACGCCCACCCUGCUGGAGUCCAUCCAGCACGUGUUCAUCAGGAAGGUGGCGGUGAACUCUGGGGGGAAGCACUGCCUGGCCCUGUCCUCCGAGGGGGAGGUGUACUCCUGGGGGGAGGCCGAGGACGGCAAGCUGGGCCACGGCAACCGCAGCCCAUGUGAUCGACCCCGGGUGAUCGAGUCCCUUCGGGGCGUGGAGGUGGUGGACAUCGCGGCCGGGGGAGCUCACAGCGCCUGCAUCACGUCCAGCGGAGAGCUCUACACCUGGGGCAAGGGCCGCUACGGCCGGCUGGGCCACGGGGACAGCGAGGACCAGCUCAAACCCAAACUGGUGGACGCUCUACAGGGACACCGGGUCAUGGACGUGGCGUGUGGUAGCGGGGACGCCCAGACGCUCUGUCUGACGGACGAGGACAUGGUCUGGUCCUGGGGCGACGGGGACUAUGGGAAACUAGGGCGAGGGGGCAGCGACGGCUGCAAGGUGCCCAUGAAGAUUGAUUCCCUGACGGGUCUGGGAGUGGUCAAGGUGGAGUGUGGCUCCCAGUUCUCUGUGGCCCUCACCAAGUCUGGGGCUGUGUACACCUGGGGUAAGGGAGACUACCACCGUCUGGGACACGGCUCUGACGACCAUGUCCGCCGGCCCCGCCAGGUCCAAGGGCUGCAAGGGAAGAAGGUCAUCGCCAUAGCAACGGGGUCGCUGCACUGUGUGUGCUGCACGGAGGAUGGAGAAGUGUACACGUGGGGCGACAACGACGAGGGCCAGCUGGGCGACGGGACCACCAACGCCAUCCAGAGGCCGCGGCUGGUGGCUGCGCUGCAGGGCAAGAAGAUCAACCGCGUGGCCUGCGGGUCAGCUCACACCCUGGCCUGGUCCACCAGCAAGCCCACCAACGCUGGCAAGCUGCCCGCUCAGGUUCCGAUGGAGUACAAUCACCUGCAGGAGAUCCCGAUCCUGGGCCUGAGGAACCGGCUGCUGCUGCUGCACCACAUCUCGGAGCUCUUCUGCCCCUGCAUCCCCAUGUUCCACCUGGAGGGCCGCCUAGGCCAGGUGGGCCACGGGCCCUCGGUGGGCUUCGACACACUGAGGGGCAUCCUCAUCUCCCAGGGCAAGGAAGCAGCCUUCAGGAAGGUGGUGCAGGCCACCAUGGUUAGAGACAGGCAGCAUGGGCCCGUUGUGGAGCUCAACAGAAUACAGGUGAAGCGGUCCCGUAGUAAAGGGGGUCUGGCCGGCCCCGAUGGCACCAAGUCGGUGUUUGGUCAGAUGUGCUCCAAGAUGAGCUCCUUCAGUCCCGACAGCCUGCUGCUGCCCCACCGCGUCUGGAAGGUCAAGUUCGUGGGUGAGUCCGUGGACGACUGUGGCGGGGGCUACAGCGAGUCCAUCGCCGAGAUGUGCGAGGAGCUGCAGAACGGGCUCACGCCGCUCCUCAUCGUCACGCCCAACGGACGCGACGAGUCCGGCGCCAACCGGGACUGCUUCCUGCUCAACCCCGCCGCCAAGUCCCCGCUGCACAUGAACAUGUUCCGUUUCCUAGGUGUGCUCCUGGGCAUCGCCAUCCGCACAGGCAGCCCCCUGAGUCUGAACCUGGCCGAGCCGGUGUGGAAACAGCUGGCCGGGAUGAACCUCACCAUCGCAGACCUCAGCGAGGUGGACAAAGACUUCAUCCCGGGCCUGAUGUAUAUCCGGGACAACGAGGCGACGGCGGAUGAGUUUGAGGGCAUGACGCUGCCGUUCACGGUGCCCAACGCCAGUGGGCAGGACAUCCAGCUCAGCUCCAAGCACGCCCACAUCACCCUGGAGAACCGCGCCGAGUACGUCCGCCUGGCCAUCAACUACAGACUCCAUGAGUUUGACGAGCAGGUGUCGGCGGUGCGGGAGGGGAUGGCGCGGGUCGUGCCUGUACCCCUCCUCUCUCUCUUCACCGGCUAUGAACUGGAGACCAUGGUGUGUGGCAGCCCGGACAUCCCCCUCCACCUGCUCAAGUCGGUGGCCACCUACAAGGGCGUGGAGCCCACGUCCCCGCUCAUCCACUGGUUCUGGGAGGUGAUGGAGUCCUUCUCCACCACGGAGCGCUCGCUGUUCCUCCGGUUCGUCUGGGGACGCACGCGCCUGCCCCGCACCAUCGCAGACUUCCGGGGACGGGACUUUGUUGUACAGGUGCUGGACAAGUACAACCCCCCGGACCACUUCCUCCCGGAGUCAUACACCUGCUUCUUCCUGCUGAAGCUUCCCCGCUACUCGUGCCGGCAGGUGCUGGAGGAGAAGCUCAAGUACGCCAUCCACUUCUGCAAGUCCAUCGACACGGACGACUACGCCCGCAUCGCGCUGUCGGGCGAGCCGGCGGCCGACGACAGCAGCGAGGACUCGGACAACGAGGACGCCGACUCCUUCGCGUCCGACUCCACGCAGGACUACCUGACAGGCCACUGAGCCCCCCCCCCCCCCCCUCGGCGUCUGAGGUGGAGGGCAGCCAUGUUUAUAAGAUCUGAAGUAUGUAGUUAUGUAUGUAAACACGUUUGUCGUACACGUGUUGUAAACCAAGCGAGCAAAGAGGGGGGGGGGGGGUGCUCUCCCCCCUCUGAGAGCACUCUGAGCCGCAACAGGAAGUUGGACAGGAAGUUGGACAGGAAGUGGAGAUGUUGGAGACUUUAUGAAGUUCUUGGAGCCGCCACGAGGAUGAAUGAUGAAGAUGUCGAGGAUGAUGAUGAUGUUAUUGUUGUGUUUUCUGAAAAAUUAUGUAUAUUAGAGUUUAAAAUAGCAUAGAAACUCACGCCAAGAACUGCACUAGCCCUCUCACUGGCUCCUAGUCUGUACAUAGAAAUCAACGUGUGAUUAAGACAAAUAUAAGUAGAGUUAUCGAUUACGUUCAUGGCGGGGGUCUCUAUAGAGUUCCUUUUUUUUUUAAACGACAACAUAUAAAGGGGUUUGUUUUGUCCUUCAGAACUGACUAGCGGGUUGUUUUACAAAUCCUGUACCCACCAUCGACCGCCCUCAUUACCUAUGUGCACUGUCUCCAUGACUAAUGUAUAUAUAAUAUGAUUGUGCCAUGUAUUCACGAGAAAAACAAAGCUCAUUCCGGUGUAAUCAAUGUUAAUAUGUUUCUGUGAAUAAAUUUAAAUUAAAAGAACAUGAACUGUG